This is a messenger RNA of Sciurus carolinensis (gray squirrel), 722 nucleotides long. RefSeq names its product mediator of RNA polymerase II transcription subunit 21-like. Gene Ontology annotation, cellular component: mediator complex. Lineage: Eukaryota; Metazoa; Chordata; Mammalia; Rodentia; Sciuridae. The transcript has a single exon. The annotation marks the transcript as partial. Gene Ontology annotation, molecular function: transcription coregulator activity. Gene Ontology annotation, biological process: regulation of transcription by RNA polymerase II. The record is from RefSeq and is a predicted model, not a curated record.
AUCACAGCAGUGCCUACUAAAGAAUCAAAAGUGAGGGAUCGACUCACGCAGCUGCAAGACGCCGUGAACUCGCUUGCAGAUCAGUUUUGUAAUGCCAUUGGAGUGUUGCAACAAUGUGGUCCUCCUGCCUCUUUUAAUAAUAUUCAGACAGCAAUUAACAAAGACCAGCCAGCUAAUCCUACAGAAGAAUAUGCCCAGCUUUUUGCAGCACUGAUUGCACGAACAGCAAAAGAUAUUGAUGUUUUGAUAGAUUCAUUACCCAGUGAAGAAUCUACAGCUGCUUUACAGGCUGCUAGCUUAUAUAAGCUAGAAGAAGAAAAUCAUGAAGCUGCUACAUGUCUGGAGGAUGUUGUUUAUCGAGGGGACAUGCUUCUGGAAAAGAUACAAAGUGCACUCGCUGACAUUGCACAAUCACAACUGAAGACAAGAAGUGGUACCCAUAACCAGUCUCUUCCAGAGUCCUAGCACCAUGUGGCUAAGAAAAGAACUGUUAAAUGACACUAAAAAUUCUGUACCAGAUUUAGAUAUAAGCCUUUCCAAAAGUUACAGAAACUUUGACGUGUUACCUUUUUAGCUAUUUUUAACAGUCUUCUGUUUUUGCUCUUGGUAAAUACACUUAUAUGAUUAAACCAACUUUAAGCCAUUUUUUUUAUCUAAUGAAAUUAUUAAGGCAUAUUGAACUAAUGUUCAUAAUACAAUUAAACAUAUGUUAUAAUGUUCUA